Molecule: messenger RNA, 1344 nt
Organism: Dendronephthya gigantea
Lineage: Eukaryota; Metazoa; Cnidaria; Anthozoa; Malacalcyonacea; Nephtheidae
Product: E3 ubiquitin-protein ligase CHIP-like
Exons: 8
Coding region: 78-926 (282 amino acids)
Biological process (GO): positive regulation of proteolysis; protein polyubiquitination; proteasome-mediated ubiquitin-dependent protein catabolic process
Cellular component (GO): cytoplasm
Molecular function (GO): protein-folding chaperone binding; ubiquitin protein ligase activity
Source: RefSeq, a predicted model, not a curated record
UCCAAAAUAUUGAAAAUAAUGAAAUAUGAAAGAUCUAGAAGCAAAAUGAUUUUUCACCGUUUUGUACUUGAAAUAUCAUGAAAGAUUUUAAAGAAAUGACUGCUAUUGAAAUCAAAGAUCGUGGCAAUGCUCAUUUUAGUAAAAAGCAGUACGAAUCAGCUAUUGACUGUUACAGCAAAGCCAUUCUCAAAAGCCCAGAUAUGGCGACAUUGUUCACAAAUCGAGCACUGUGUUACCUCAAAUUGAAGAAGUGGGACUUGGCUUGCAAUGACUGCCGACAUGCUCUGGAACUGGACAGCAAUAUUGUAAAAGGAUAUUACUUCCUUGGUCAGGCACUACUAGAACAGCAUUUGUAUGACGAAAGUAUUAAAUAUUUACAAAAAGCUCUGGAAGCAUCCAAAGACCAGAAACGUAAUUUUGGUGAUGAUAUCUCAUACUCACUCAGACAGGCCCAGAAAAGGAGAUUUCAAAUUAAUGAAGCAAGAAAAAUACAACAGGAAAUUGAACUACAGACAUAUCUCACACAUUUAAUUAAAGACGAUAUGGCAAGAAGAGCCUCUGCAAUUGGAGAGAUGUGCGAAGACGAAAUUAUAAAUGAGACGCGAAAAAUAGAAGAGGAAGGAAACAAACAUAUUGCAGAGGUUAACGAACUGUUUUCAACAGUGGAUGAAAGAAGGAAGCAGCGUGAAGUCCCAGAUUAUUUAUGUGGAAAAAUUAGUUUUGAAAUCAUGAAAGAUCCUGUUAUUACUCCAAGUGGAAUAACAUAUGAUCGCAAGGAUAUCGAAGAACAUCUACAGAGAGUCGGUCAUUUUGACCCAGUUACAAGGACAGAACUGAAACAAGAACAGCUUAUACCGAACUUAGCUAUGAAAGAAGUUGUUGACACUUUUGUGAGCGAGAAUGAAUGGGUGGUGACGGAAUAUUGAUAUUGUGUAUAUUAGGUAUAUGAUUUUAUGUUAUCAUGAUAUAGGAGAUUAUGAUAUAAUGGUACAUGUGUCAUCUUAGUUGUGUGAAUAUAAAUAAAAGUAUUAUAGGAAAUGGUACGUUUAUAUGGAUCAAACAUUGCCAUGGAAAUGAUGCCUAACACUUACCAAAGGUUGUACAGUAUUGAUCAUACUCGAACCCGAGGUCACAUUGACCUUUGUUUAAGACUAGAGCGCACAUACUGUUUCGACUGCUGCCAGUUUGUUUGCAUUGUUGUAAAUCAAGUAAAUGGCCUAGUUUAAUAUAGAUAUGAUUAGUCAUAUCCACUGCAAUCACUUUACCUACCUUUUUGUGUGAAAAUGGUUGUACCUUUACCAAUGAAGCAAAUAAAGUUGCACAAAGUUAAAUACCACAUUUUUU